AUGGCGGAGGAGCGCGCGCAGGCUCUAGAGCAGCAGAUGAUGGCGAGCGCCGAGGAGCUGCAUAACCGCCAGCAGAGGGAGAACGAUCUCACGGCCGAGGUGCAGCGGCUCGGCCGCGCGGCCGAGGCUAGACCACGGGUGGAAGGGCUUGUGCUGCAGCCUCGAGCUGAGUCGCUCGUGGACACUCGCACGCUGGGCAAGCCGGAUGUGUGCGCGGGCGAGGAACACAAGUGGAACGAUUGGAAGGUGAUCUUCAAGGCGUACUGUGGCGUUGUGAACGCCGAUUUGCUGGCAGGGAUGCGACUGGCAGAGAGUGCUGACGAGGCCCCAGUUCAGAUCGACGACUUCAUCGAGGAGAAUAUGAGGCAGGCCUCGCAGCAGCUGUAUUACAUCUUGCUCCUCCUCUGCCGGCAGCACCCUCUGACGACGAUCUUGAACGCUGGCGAGAAUGAGGGCUUCCAGGCUUGGCGCAAGCUGGUCGAAUACUACGAACCGAGGGCGAGGUCCCGCAUCGCGGGGCAGCUGCUGAACCUCCUGAACUUCUCGUUCACGGGCGACGUCGAGGACCGGCUGGCGCUGUUCGAGCGAGAGCUCCUCAGGUACGAGCAGAGGAGCGGCGAGGCCAUCGCGGCCUCUAUGAGGAUCGGCAUCGUCUUUCGGCAGCUCGAGGAAGGCCCUCUACGCCAGCGCCUCUUGCUCAAUGCGACCAAGCUGGUGGAGUGGCAGGACUUCCGACGUGAGGUCGCCGACGUCCGCCGUGCCCAGAGCGCCAUCGCCCCGGCGCCCGUGCCCAUGGAUCUGAGUGCCAUGGGGCAGACGCUGGCUCGCAUCAACGCCUCCCAGUCGACGAGUACGACUGUGCCAUCGGCGGCCAGCUCUAUCUCGACGGCUGCGACUACGAUGCUGAGUCCGGCGACGGCGAUGUCCGGCGCGAGCUCUCGACAGGUCGCAGCACUCUACCUGAACGACGCAGACGAGCAGGUCAGCUACCCGUUCGCGAACCUCCACUCCCUCAUCAUCCACGACCCGGGGCCGGACAAGGCGGACGUGGUCGACUCUGCGACCGGCGCGGCCCUGGUCCUGAACAUGAUCCACGGCAACUCGGAUGCGGAGGAGGUCGAGCUCAACGGCAUCUUGCGUGUGGGCAUCGACUCGUGUUCGGCGGCAUCAGUGCUGCCGCGUGGCUCGUGCACGGACUACCCAGUGCACGAGGGCGGCCAGGCGAUCUCGUACAAGACCGCCUCUGGCCACUACGUGAACGACGAGGGCGAGAGGCUCCUCGUGGGGGCGAUGCCUGGGGCAUCCCAGGCACGCGCUGCCAAGUUCAGGGUGGCGGACGUCAGCAAGCCGUUGCUGAGCGUCGCGGAGAUGGUCGACUUUGGCCAUCGGCUCGUCUUCGACUCGGAGGGCGGGCAGGACAUUAGCUACGCGUAUCACAAGACCAGCGGAGACGUCGUCAAGUUCUGCCGCAGGAACAAUGUCUACGAGAUGGGCAUGCAUGUCGACCCGUACGUGCCGGAGGCCUGCCCGGUCGAGGCGGCAGGCCGCGAGCCUCCCGAGGGCGAGGCCGGCCAGUCAGGCGCGGCUCGCGAGGAGGUCGCGGAAGGCCCGCCGGCGCGGCCAGCGAGGAGGCCCGCAGCGCCGACGGCGGCCGAGCGAGCCGCGCAUGAGGUGCUGCACGAGCCCUACAGGGCAUGGUGCCGGGAGUGCGUCUCCGGCAGGGGCCUGUCCGCAGGCCAUCGGGCGAAGGACCGCCAGGGGUCGGCGCUCGCGGUGGUUGGCAUCGACUACGGCUACCUCGGUGAACGAGAGGACGCCACGCCGCUGCUGAUCGGGAAGGAUUCGAAGCAGCGUUGGUUCCACGCGUCGCGCUUCGUCUUCCGCUCGGGCGGCGAGGCGCCGCUCGUCGCCCUGAAGACCCGCAUCGGGGCCAAGCUCAAGCAGGAGUACGGCAUCGAGACGGUGCCCGAGGAGAGCGCGGUCGGCGACUCUCAGGGCAACGGCCUUGCCGAGCACGCGGUGCGCGAGGUCAAGGCCAAGGCGAGGGCGGCGCGGGCGCAGGUGGGCGACCUCCACGGCGUGAGCAUUGGCGUCGAGCACCCGGCGACCCCGUGGAUGGUCGAGUUCGCAGCCAUGUCCAUCAACCUGGGCAGGCGGGGCGCGGACGGCCGCACGGCUUGGGAGCUUCGGCACGGCCGCCCCUUCAACAAGGACCUGGCCUGCUUCUCGGGGAAGGUCCUGUACCUCCCAGGGGGCAAGCGCAAGGCUGGGAUCGAGGACAAGCUCCUCGCUGGGCUCUACCUGGGGCCCACGCUUCGGACGGGUGAGGUCUACAUUGGCACGGAGUUGGGCGCACUGCGGGCCAGGGCCUUCAAGCGGUUGACGGUCGAGCAGCGGGCUGACGAGGACCUGCUGAACAGCCUCGUGGGGAAGCCGCGGGCGCCAGUGCCGACGGACAUGGCGGCGGACGAAGUACCGGUGGCCAUCGAGAUCCGAGCGCCGGCGCCGGCGCCGGUCGCGCCUGUGGGCGCACCUCUGGCGCCCAUCCCUGAGGCUGAGGACCUCCCGCCCUGGGCUCCCCGACAGGAAGACGUCGAGAUCGCGAAGUACGGGAUCUCCCCGGGCUGCCACGGCUGCGCCGCGAUCCUCAACGGCGCCCGGGCGCAGGCUCACUCAGCCGAGCGCCGCGCUCGGAUCGAGCAGGCGAUGCAGGACGACGAAGAGGCUAAGCAGAGGCUCGAGGAUGCCCGCGAGCGGAAGCGGCAUCGCACUGACGUCGCCGGGCCUGUGUACCAAGAGGGCGGCUCGUCCGGCAGUGGCGGUCCAGCCCCAGCUCAGCAGGCGCCGCCAGCACCCGAGGCCGCGGCGGCGGCUGACGUGGCCAUUGCUCCGGCACCACACGACCCAGGCGACGACAACAUGCAGGAGGAGAUCGGUGCCCUCCUGCUCUCCCUCGGCUACAGCGGGCGCAAGGCCGACGUGAUGGAGGUUUUCUGCCCGAAUAGGCUUGUGGGCUUUGCCCCCCUCUUCGGUCUGGUCCGCGGCGGCUCGUUCGCCCUGAGGGUUGGCUGGGGCCUGACCGACCGCCGGCAGCAGCGACAGUGCCGGGAGCUGAUCGAGCACUACGAGGUGUAUCUCCUCUUGGGCAGUCCUCGCUGCGCGCCGUUCUCCAUGCUGAAGUACCUGAACGAGGACUCGGAGAAGCAGCGUGAGGCCUACGCCGUCGGGCACGAGCACUUGAGGUUCGCGAUGGAGCUCCACGCGCUGCAGGUGAAGCACGACCGCACGUUCUUGCACGAGCACCCCUGGAGCGCGGACAGCUGGGGCCUGGACAUCGUGAAGGACGUGAUGGCUCUCCCCGGUGUCGAGGUCGGGCGAGGCGACCAGUGCGUGUUCGGCCUGGUGGUUGCGGACGCGCACGGCGACAGGCUCGCCAAGAAGCCGACAGGAUGGAUGAGUGAUAACAAGGAGGUGUUGGAUGAGGUUUGCAAGCGCUGCCCCAAUGAUACUGGCAUUGGCAGCAACCACGAGCAUUCCACCUUCGUCGGCCGCAACAUGCGCGUGGCGGAGAGGUACCCGGUUAAGCUCCUCCGUGCCAUCCUCCGUGGCCUCCGCCGUCACCUUGGGAACAAGAAGGUGCUCGCGCUUUCGGCCCUGGAUGCUGGGCCGAACGUGGGCGAUGAGGAGAUCAGCCUGAAGGGCUUCGUCGGGAGGUGGCGCGACACUCUUAGGACCGAGCGCCUGGAGAUGGAUUUCAUGGCGCAGCUUGGCGUGUGGGUCUACGCGAGGGAGGGGGGCUGCCAGCGCGAGCUUGGACGGAGGCCUCUCAGUGUGCGCUGGGUCGAUAUCGACAAGGGCGACACCGACCGGCCGGACUACAGAUCCAGGCUCGUCGCGCAGGAGACCAAGGCGCAGAGCACCAUCGCCAGGGACGACAUCGGCGUGGUGUUUGCGGCGACCCCGCCGCUAGAGUGCCUUCGGCUCAUCUGCAGCUGCAGCAUGGCGAUGUCGAGCGACCCGUCCGAGGGCCGCGUGCUGCGCUUCCUGGACAUCUCGCGGGCACAUCCGCACUGCGAGAUCAAGAGGACGGUCUACAUCAAGCUUCCAGAGGAGGAUCCGAUGAUGCAGGAGAUUGGUACGCGUGGGCUCUUGCGGAUGGCGCUCUACGGGGCGCGCGACGCUGGCCAGAACUUCGAGCUCACGAUUGCCGAGGCGGUCAUCGGUGCUGGCUGUGACCAGUCGGCCUUCUCGCCUUGCGCGUACUGCCACAAGGACCUACAGGUGAGCUUCUUCCACCACGGCGAUGACUUCGUGCUCGAGGGCUCUCGGGGCGGGACGGAGUCGAUCCGCGUGGCUCUGAAGACGAAGUUCAUUUUGAAGGACAGGGGCGUGCUCGGGCCGGCGCCCACCGACGCGAAGGAGAUCACGUGCCUCAACAGGGUAGUGCGCUGGCGAGACCGAUGGAGCCAAGGGGGCGAGGCCAUCGAGUACGAAGCGGACCCCAGACACGCGCAGAUCCUGCACGCACAGCUCGGCAUGGACCCCCGCACUACGAAGUCAUUGAGCACGCCAGGGCUGAGCCAGAAGCUGACGCCUGAGGUCGAGCGCGAGCUGAACGAGCACGAGGCGGCGGAGUACCGCAGCGUGCGCAUGAGGCUGGGCUACUUGGCGCUCGACCGGCCAGAGGUGCAGUUCACGGCCAAGGAGUGCGCUCGCGGCAUGCAGAUGCCGACAGAGCGACACUUCCGCCUCCUGAAGCGCGCUGGACGCUUCUUGAUCGGGGCGCCGCGGGCCAUCUGGAAGUGGGGCCGACAGCGGGCGCCCACAGCGAUGGACAUCUACUCGGACACUGACUGGGCAGGCUGCCCGAUCACGCGGAGGAGCACCAGUUCAGUCGUGACCAAAUAUGGGCAGCACCUGAUCGUGACGGCAUCGACGACUCAGAUCCCCAUCUCCAUGAGUUCGGGGGAGGCUGAGUUCUACGGCUGUGUGCGAGCGGCCAGCAGGGCCAUCGGCAUGCAGUCGCUGUGCCAUGGCCUAGGCAGGGAAGCGAGCCUUCGCAUCUGGAGCGACUCGGCAGCUGCUCUUGGCAUCAUGCAACGACGAGGCUGCGGCAAAGUCCGACGCCUCGAGACGCCGACGCUGCGGGUGCAGAAGGCGCUCAAGGACGGACGGUUUCAACUGGCCAAGGUUCCCGGGAAGUCGAACCCGGCGGACCUGGGGGCGAAGUUCCUCGACCAGGCGGCGAUGCUCCGAGGGCUGAAGACGAUGAACGUCGAGCUCUCGGACGCGCUUCUCUCGAGUGCCCUUCAGGCGAAGGUCGCAGCGGUGCUGGCGUGUACCAGCCCGCUGCCGCGGCCAUGGCUCUGGCCCAGCGCCGCCCCCACGGCCGAGUACUGGCUGGUCUGGCUCGGCGCCUCGGCCGCUCUGCAGUGUGCGGCCGUCUGCCUCGCGGCCGAGGCUGCGACGCAGGGCCUGCACUACAGGCGGCGGCUGGUGCUGCUCUGGGCCCACGGCGCCCUCGCGGCCGCGUCCCUUGGACCGCUGGCCUGUGGGGCGGCCCGGGGGCUGCCGCUCUCGGCCGCAGGGCCGCGCACGGUGGCCACGGCCGCGGUGCUCUUCACGGCCUGGGCCUGCGCCAACGGGUCGGGGGCCAUCUUCGGGCCGAGGGGGUACCCGGCGCCGGUCAAGUGGUACCUGACCCGGCACUUUGGCUCGCCUGCGCACGGCAAGGCGCUCCUGAUCAAGUACCACAGGACAGUCGGCGCGCUGGCCUACGCGCUCACCACACUGUCCGCGGUGCUGCUGCUGCUGUCCGGCGCGGGCGCCGCCGCCCCUGCGGGGCUGCGGGCGGCCGCGUGCUGCGCGCUCGCGCUCGCCGCCGCGGCGGCGUUGGGGCCCUCGGCGCUGCGGCGCAGGUUCGGGCUGCCCCAGGUUCACCUGGCCCGCGGCGGCAGCGGCGUGCCGCGCCUCGAGGUCGUGCUGUGA
This is a messenger RNA of Prorocentrum cordatum, 5988 nucleotides long. The record is from the annotation of a GenBank genome assembly. NCBI's taxonomy places the organism in Eukaryota, Dinophyceae, Prorocentrales, Prorocentraceae.